AAAAUGUUACUCGGCUUACUCCUCUUAUGUUGCUAUUGCUAUAAGUAUAACGUUUGCUGAAUUACGUUGGUUGUUUUUUAGACAAAUAAAAAUCUAAAAAUCUGAAAAUAUAAACAAAUAAGGCUAAUUUUAUAAUUACUAAACAAACAAACGCAGAAAAAGUACACUUAUAUAAUAAUACAAGUAAAACAACUAUGGAUUUUGAUAUGCAAGAAUAUUUCAACAACUUUUAUAUAUUCUUGAAGGACAAAGAAUUUUGUGAUGUAACCUUAGUUACUGAUGAAGGCUUACAAAUAGCAGCACACAAAAUUAUAUUAGCUUCUGCGAGUCGUGUGUUUUAUACGAUGUUCAAUGGUCAUUUUAAAGAGAGAAAUGAAAAUGAGAUUCUUUUAAAAGACAUGGAUUUUAAAAUUUUAGAAUCAAUCGUCAAUUUCAUAUACACUUUUAAAAUUGAUAUUAAAGAAAAUAAUUUUGAGAAACUAUUGAUGGCUGCCGAAAUGUAUGAUAUAAGUGGUAUAAGAGAAUUGUGUUUCAAAUAUAUUAAAGAAAACAUAAAUCUUACAAAUUGUGUUAGUAUUAUGAAGAUUUCCGAGUUAAUACAAUCGGACAAAGAGAUUAACAGUUUUUGUUGGGCGUAUAUUUUAAAUAAUUUCACCAUGAUUGUGAAUUCGCCUUUAGAAGCAGAAAAACUAUAUGAGUUUCCAAUUGGCGAUGUCCUUAAAAUUAUUAAACAUGAUGAUUUAGUAGUUGAUUCUGAAGAAAAGGUAUUUGAUUUUAUCAUUGGUUGGAUAAGCUAUAACACAAAUGAACGAACGCAUAUGUUGUUGGAUCUAAUGAAAUGUAUACGGUUACCUUUAAUUUCAAUUGAAGGACUUAAACGGAUUUGUAAUGAACCAUUGGUAUCAAAUAACAAAGAUUUUAAGUAUACGUUUAUGAUGGACAUGUUAAAAGAAAUGAACAAUACAAAACCUCUAUAUACACAACGAAGAGUUCCUGCAUCAAAUAUUAUUGUUGCAAUUAAUGGUCCUUUCUUUAGAGGCGAUUCCUGUAUAAAGUAUAUGGAUAUUAAAAACUAUGAUGACUUAAAAUGGAAAUCGAGUGAUCAUUUAUUUUUUUUUCCUCCACGUUUACAUACAACGAUGGUGCUCUCGGAAAAUGGGAUAAUACUUGCCAUUGGUGGGGUAGGUGAGUCUGCUAAUUAUGUCAAUCUCAUAGAUGAGCUUGAUCUUACGUCAAAAUCAAAGCAAUGGGUUACUACAAGGCCAUUGAAUCAACCACGAAUAAAUUUUGCUGUUUGUACUUACAAGCAGUACAUAUAUGUCGUCGGAGGCUGUGAUUUCUCAAGUGAGAAUAUGUCGAAUUCUGUAGAAUACUAUGAUACAAAUUCAAAAGUAUGGACCGAAAUUAUUGAACCAAUGCCCACUGCUCGAGCCUUGUGCAGCUCUACAAUAUUUAGUAAUAAAUUAUAUGUUUUUGGUGGAGAUAAUGGUAAUUUUCUUGCAACUGUAGAAUACUAUGAUUUUGAAAAGAAACAUUGGAAAAAACUGGAUCCUAUGCCGAUUUGUAAUUAUCGCAUUGGUAUAUCAACAAUAGAAAAUGUAAUUUAUCUUGUUGGUGGUCGUAGAGCACCUGAACGAGUUUUUAAGUUCGAUUUACAACAUUAUAAAUGGGAUGAAAUGCCUAAAAUGAACAUGGCAACAUAUGGAGAUUGCUCAAGUGUUGUUAUCAUGAAAAACGACUUAUUCGUGUUUGUGAAUGAUGGAGGAACAGUUCAUUGUGAAAGAUAUGACAAAGAAGAAAAACAAUGGAAAUUGGUAGACAAGGCAGGAGAGCAAUCAUACGAAUUUUGUCAUAUGAUUACUUUUAAUGAUACUGCUCUUAAAUCCUAUAGUAUAUAUUUAUAAUAUUUUUUUUUUUCCAUUUUGUUGUUGAUGAUACUUUGGGAGAACUUUAUUAUGUAAGAUAUGACACAGAAAAAAAUACAUGGUGCUAGUUGACAGGGCUAUCUAGAGAUCUAGGGAGCUAUCAAAUGAUUUUUCUCAAAAUAUUAUUGCUUUUAAUGAUGUUAAUAUCUGAAAAUAUCAUGG
Messenger RNA from Adelges cooleyi (spruce gall adelgid), 2087 nucleotides. Its product is annotated as kelch-like protein diablo. The coding region runs from base 195 to 1904 and encodes 569 amino acids. The record is from RefSeq and is a predicted model, not a curated record. Lineage: Eukaryota; Metazoa; Arthropoda; Insecta; Hemiptera; Adelgidae. The transcript has 11 exons. Gene Ontology annotation, molecular function: protein binding.